Messenger RNA from Blepharisma stoltei, 1359 nucleotides. The record is from the annotation of a GenBank genome assembly. NCBI's taxonomy places the organism in Eukaryota, Ciliophora, Heterotrichea, Heterotrichida, Blepharismidae.
AUGCUGCGAUUUAUGAGAAGAGCAAUUUCCAGCUCGUCCUUCAGUCUCAGCCCAAAACAGCUGUGUUCAGAGCUUGAUAAAUUCAUAGUCGGGCAACAAGAGGCGAAACAGGCUGUAGCAAUUGCUCUUAGGACCAGGUGAAGAAGGAAGCAAUUGCCAGAAAAUCUUCAAGCUGAGGUGACACCAAAAAACAUCUUGAUGAUUGGGCCAACUGGAUGCGGAAAAACAGAAAUUGCUAGAAGGCUUGCAAAGCUCUGUGGGUCACCAUUUAUAAAGGUUGAGGCUACGAAGUUUACGGAAGUGGGGUAUCAUGGCCGAGAUGUGGAUCAAAUUAUCAAGGAUUUAGUUUCAGCAGGGAUACACCAGACCAAGGAAAAUUUGAGGAGCAAACUGAAAAGCUUUUCUUCAGAAAUUGACGCCAUUGUGGAGGAAUACUUGCUAAGCCAUCUGCUAGGGCCUGAUUUUCCAGAGAAUGAGAGAAAAGAAGUUAAGCGUGAGCAGCUGAGGUCAGGAAAAAUGGACCAGAGGAUGAUUUAUGUAGAAAUCCCUGAUUUAGAAAAGAUUGUAGAGAGAAACACCCAAGCUGAUGCUCUGUCAAUAGAGGACUACCUCGACACCCUGAAAAGAUAUAAGCCAGGCAGAACUCUCCAAGCUUAUAAAGAAAAAAUCCAAAUCGGGGAAGCCAAAAAAACACUGGCAACUCAGAUAACUGAAGGCUACAUGAAAGAACAAAAUAUAAUUAAAGAAGCCUUAGAAGCAGUCCAAGAGCAUGGAAUUGUUUUUAUUGACGAAAUCGACAAAAUCGCCACCUCAGCUGACGCAAUAAAAACUGGCACAAAUCCAAGUGCAGAAGGAGUACAAAGAGACUUAUUGCCUAUAAUAGAAGGGACCAUGAUCACCACCAAGCAUGGCGACGUCCAAACUGACCACAUCUUAUUCAUUGCCUCAGGAGCUUUUAGCGAAACCAGACCAUCUGAUCUCCUCGCUGAGCUCCAAGGCCGUCUUCCUGUCAGAGUCAACCUAAAAGCUUUACAAAAAGACGACCUUAAAAGAAUUUUGACUGAGCCAGAAAACAACUUGAUAAAGCAAAACACAGAACUCUUGAAGACUGAAAAAAUUGACCUGAAAUUCACCCCAGAAGCAGUUGAUAGGAUUGCUGAGGUCGCCGACGAAAUCAAUAAAACCAUAGAAAACACUGGUGCAAGAAGACUCACAACGGUAAUGGAAAAGAUUUUGGAGGAUAUCUCUUUUAAUGCGCUGGACUAUGAAAACCAAGAGGUUGUCGUCACAGCUGAGUUGGUGAAUAGCAAAGUAAAAGAAAUGACGAAACAGACAGAUCUCAGGAAGUAUCUACUAUAG